This is a messenger RNA of Chaetomium globosum CBS 148.51, 1236 nucleotides long. RefSeq lists its product as uncharacterized. NCBI's taxonomy places the organism in Eukaryota, Fungi, Ascomycota, Sordariomycetes, Sordariales, Chaetomiaceae. The transcript is spliced from 2 exons. Gene Ontology annotation, cellular component: U2 snRNP; U2-type spliceosomal complex. The record is from RefSeq and is a predicted model, not a curated record. The coding region runs from base 1 to 1236 and encodes 411 amino acids. Gene Ontology annotation, molecular function: RNA binding. Gene Ontology annotation, biological process: mRNA splicing, via spliceosome.
AUGGCAGAAGAAGCCGAGUACUGGUCGUUUCCGACCAAUCUAGAAGAAUUCGACCAGGAUGAGCGCAUCUCGUAUUCCAAGCUCGACAACAAGUACAUUGCCGUGCAGGACGAUGGCACCGAAUUCGAAUUCGACCAAGGGCUCAAGCGUUGGAUCCCUAUGAUCGACGAGGCCCUGAUUGAGGAACAGCAGAAGGGGUACAUGAUGCCCAAUGUCGAUGAAGAAGAUGCUCGACAAGGAUCUACGCAAGGGAGAAAGAGGAAGAUGGACUCGAACGAUCGCGAGCAGGACAACAACCACAAUAGCAAGGAUCGUUCGUCCAAAUCCGCAAAACGGCAUGGAAACCGCGGGCCAUCCCAGCCCAAACAGAAUACGGCCGUCUAUGUGACUGGUCUUCCAUCCGAUGCCACUGCCGAAGAGGUGGCCGAGCUCUUCUCGCGCAAGUGCGGCGUCAUCGCCGAGGAGAUCGACAGCGGCCGGCCGCGCAUCAAGAUGUACACGGACGCCGACGGCAACUUCAAGGGCGACGCCCUAAUCGUCUUCUUCAAACCGCAGUCCGUCGAGAUGGCCAUCAUGUUGCUCGACGACACCGAUUUCCGCUUCGGGUCGUCGGCCACCCCCAAGAUGCACGUCCAAGCUGCCGACAUGAGCUACAAGAAAACCAAAUACGACGGGGGCGACGCCAAACCAGGCGAAGCCAACAAUGACAACAACAACAACAUCACCCGCUCCUCAGACGCCUCAGCCGCCGACAAGCGCAGCAACCAAGACAAAGCCAAGAUCAUCAAAAAAACACAAAAGCUAUCCGCCAAACUGGCCGACUGGAGCGACGACGAGCACGCCGACGGCGACCCCAUGACCGGCGCCCCCGCCCACACAGGCAGCGGCAGCAGCAAACACGAUCGGCUCGUGAUCCUGCGGCACAUGUUCACGCUGGAGGAGCUGCGCGAGGACCCGACGGCGAUGCUGGACAUCAAGGAGGACAUUCGCGAGGAGUGCGCCAAGCUGGGGCCCGUGACCAACGUGGUGCUGUACGACGAGGAGGAGGAGGGCAUCGUGAGCGUGCGCUUCCGCACGCGCGAGGCCGCCGAAGCCUGCCUGCGCCUCAUGCACGGUCGCGCCUUCGCGGGGCGCAUCGUCGAGGCCUUUUUCGCCACGGGGCGCGAGAAGUUCCGGCGCUCCAAGGGCGAGGUGGCCGGGCAUGGGCGGGAUCAGGGGAGUGGUGGUGAGGAUUGA